Molecule: messenger RNA, 4149 nt
Organism: Ochlerotatus camptorhynchus
Lineage: Eukaryota; Metazoa; Arthropoda; Insecta; Diptera; Culicidae
Product: angiotensin-converting enzyme-like
Exons: 6
Coding region: 390-4085 (1231 amino acids)
Biological process (GO): proteolysis
Cellular component (GO): plasma membrane
Molecular function (GO): metallopeptidase activity; peptidyl-dipeptidase activity
Source: RefSeq, a predicted model, not a curated record
AAGUCAUUAACCAUCAGUCAAUCGAAGUUCGUUGAAGCGUUAAGGUGGCCGGUGUGUGCACGCGUCGAGCUGGAGGGUUAUGUAUUAGAAGCAGCGCCAAUAAAAGUGUAAGAGUAAGGGAAAAAGUCGCGAAAGGAGGAGGAGAAAUUAUGUGAUUGAAAUAUUUAAUAGGACCAUUGUUGGAUAAUUUGUUUAUGCCAAGCGGUCGACUGCGAGUGUCGGUUGUUUGUGGUUUUUACGGAAGAAAGGAAGCAAGUCAAGUGAAGAAGUUUUUGGCAAUGUUUUCAGUUUGAUCGUUGACGUUCCAUGAGCUGUACAGCACAUUCGAUGAAUUGAGAGAGAAGGAAUUUUGUCGAGAAGUUCAAAAGUUCGACGGAAAGUUACGGAAUAUGAUUACGAUGAGGAUACUCCUCCCAACACUACUGGUGGCAUGCCUUUCAACCUUGGCAUCCUCCCACCCGCAGGUAGUGGUCAAAAGCGAUGUUCUCAAUGAGGAACAGAUGAAGGCCGUGCUGCAGCAGUAUGACACCGAAGUACGCAGCUACUGUAACCGACAGGUUCAAGCCAACUGGAACGUGGCCACCAACACCGAGAACGCUGACUACCAAGUGCAACAGAAUACAAUCUCCCUGGAGUACGCCAAGUUCCGGACCGAUUUCUACGAGCGGUACUUUAAGGAUGCCGAGGUAGAUGGCUAUCAGGACCCAAAGGUACGUAAGCAAUUGACCUUGCUGAAGGACUUGGGAACAGCAGCACUACCGACGAAUGAUCUGGAGGAAUACAACAAGAUCAUGAGGCGUAUGGAUGCAGCCUACCAGCUGGUGGAGAUUUGUCCCUACAAUGAUCAGAGCUGCUCCGUGAGUUCUCAGAAAUGGACACUGGAUCCGGAGAUGGAACACGUCAUGGCUACGUCCACGGACUACGAAGAGUUGUCGUAUACCUGGAGACGCUGGCGUGAGGAAUCCGGCACGAAGAUGCGACAGGACUACAAGCUGUACGUGGACUACGUCAAUCAAGCAGCGAAGCUCAAUGGAUAUGGUGACUAUGGCGAAAUGUGGCGGGCUCGAUACGAUGACGCAGAUCUCCGAGGAACUCUGGAACGAUUGUGGAAAGAAGUUGAACCACUGUACAAUGAACUGCAUACCUACGUGAGGUACAAGCUGUUGGACUUGUAUGGAGACCACAUGGACAAGAACAACAAGAUGAUCCCAGCACACAUCCUCGGCAACAUGUGGGCACAGUCGUGGGUGAAUCUAUAUGAUCGCACUAAACCCUUCCCGGAGGCUAGCCUGGUGGAUGUUACCGCUAAGAUGCAGCAGCUUGGCUUCAACGCUACCAAAAUGUUUGAAAUGUCCGAUGAAUUCUACCAAAGUCUGGGACUGCCGAGCAGUGCCAUGAGCUACGGGCCUAAGGCAGUUAUCGAGAAGCAACCACAGAAGAUGGUCUGUCACGCUUCGGCGUGGGACUUUUGCGACGGUGAAGACUUCCGCAUCAAGAUGUGUACCAACGUCAACAUGGAAGACUUUGUAACCGUACACCACGAGAUGGGUCACAUCAUGUACUACAUUCUGUACAAGGAUCAACCGCUGCUAUUCAAGACGGGAGCAACUCCGGCAUUCCACGAAGCUGUCGGUGAUACGAUCGCUUUGUCCGUAGCGACACCGAUGCAUCUGCAAAAGGUUGGUCUGCUUGACGAAUAUGCGGACAGUGAAGCGGAUAACAUCAAUGCACUCUUUGAAAUGGCUUUGAAGCGAGUCGCCUUCUUGCCGUUUGGUUACAUGAUUGAUCAGUGGCGUUGGGAUGUGUUCAGUGGGGCAGUUAACGAAAGCCAAUGGAAUUCUCACUGGUGGACUCUGAGGGAAAAAUAUCAGAAAGUAUACGCUCCAGUGCCUCGGUCUGAGGACGACUUCGAUCCAGGUGCUAAGUAUCAUGUUCCGGCAAACUCGCAGUACAUUGCGUACUUCCUGGCCCACAUCCUGGAGUUCCAGUUCUACCGGUCGCUCUGUAUCGAAGCCGGAGAGUAUGAUCCGACCUACAGUUCGACUAAUCCGUUGCAUAAGUGUGAUUUUUACAACAGCAAGGCCGCGGGCAACAAGCUAAGGGAUGGUCUAUCGCUAGGGUACAGUGAAGAUUGGAAAUUUGCUCUGGAGAAGUUGAGCGGAGGUCAAGAUAUUAGCGGAAAUGCCCUGCUGGAGUAUUUUGCACCGUUACAUGACUUUUUGAAAGUGGAGAACAAGAAGAUGCGAAAUGCGGAGAUGGAAUCGCUUUUGGAAAACUACAGUCAAGAGUACUCGGUUGCCUGUAAUAAGCAGGUCAAGGCGCAGUACGCUACGCAAGUUGACGUUGGAAACUACACCUUGCUGCAGGAACUGACAGAGAUUUUGACCCAAAAUACCAAGUUUGUUUUGGACAACUACAAUCAAUACUUUGCUGAUGUGAAAGCAGCGGAUUACGAUAAACCGGAAAUUCAACGACAGCUGCAGUAUUUGACGCAGAUUUCGAUCAAUCACCUUCCAUCCGAGGACUUCACUGAGCUGAACAACGCUCUUGGCAGAAUGCAGCAUAUUUACAGCAGUACUUUGAUUUGCCCGUAUGACAAGCAAAACUGCACGGAGGGUAGCUUGAGCUUGGAUCCGGACCUGUACGAAGUGAUGGGAGAGUCUCAGGAUUAUGACGAGCUGUUGUACGUGUGGAAAGAGUGGCGUGAUAAAACGGGGCGCCUUAUGAAAAACGAUUACGCGCAGUACGUGCAUUUGAUGAAUAAGGCUGCUGGAAUCGCCGGAUACGAUGACAUGGGAGGUCUCUGGAGGAACGCCUUUGAGCAGGAGGACUUUGUUGAAGCGAUGAAACGCUUGUGGACUCAGCUGAAGCCGUUCUACGAUGAGCUGCAUAAGUAUGUCCGUCGGGAGCUUAUGAAGAUCCAUGGAGACAAGAUGGACGCUAAUGAUCCAAACAUACCAGCUCAUUUGCUGGGUAAUAUGUGGGCACAGGCUUGGGGUAAUUUGUACAACCGCAUCAAACCUUUCAAAACCGCCAUCGAUUUGGACAUUACAAAGGCUUUGGUAGAAAAGAAUUACACAGUGAAGCAGCUGUUUGAAAUAUCCAACGACUUCUACGUGGGCCUGGGACUUCCGGAUAAUAGCAUGAGCUACGACGAGAGUCGUGGAGCGCUGAUUGAGAAACCGACGGAUCGUGUAGUAACGUGCCAUGCUUCGGCAUGGGAUUUCUGCGAUCGUCAGGACUUCCGCAUCAAGAUGUGUACCCGGAUGAACAUGGAGGACUUCAUUACGAUCCACCACGAGAUGGGUCACAUCAACUACUACCUCUUGUACAAGGACCAACCGGUAACGCUGCGAGCUGGAGCCAAUCCGGGUUUCCACGAAGCUGUAGGAGACACGAUUGCCUUGUCCGUAGCGACACCGAAACACUUCCAAAAGAUUGGCUUGCUGGAAGACUAUGAAGAUUCCUACGAGAACAAUAUCAACGCCUUGUUCCAAAAGGCACUAGAUCGGGUGGCAUUCUUGCCAUUUGGACUGAUGAUCGAUAUGUGGCGUUGGGAGAUAUUUGCUGGCAAGGUGGACUUCCCCAACUGGAACAAACGAUGGUGGGAAUUGAGAGAAGAGUACCAGAAGGUUUCGGCUCCGGUAGAGCGAGACUUGGAUGCGUUAGAUGCGGGAGCGAAAUAUCAUAUUCCGUAUGACAGUAAAUACAUUUCCUACUUCAUUGCCCACAUCCUGGACCUGCAGUUACACAAAUCACUUUGUCAGGUGGCCGACGAGUACGAACCGAACAACCCGGACAAACCUCUACACAAGUGCGAUAUUGAUGGAUCAUUGGCUGCCGGUGAUCGAUUGCGGGCGGGUCUUUCGUUGGGACGUACCGUCCAUUGGUCCGAAGCGUUGCGUGCGAUGACCGGUGAAACCGAACUGAAAACUGACGCCCUACUGGAGUACUACGCUCCGUUGUACGAGUUCCUAAAGAAGGAGAACGAGAAGGCUGAUCGUGGUGCCGGUGUUACGAUAGUACUUUCCUCCGUUCUGGUCAUAGCAGUGAGCGGGUUGAACCUUCUAUCCACAUUGUUGUAAAUUAUCCUUGUUAACGCCAAUAUAGUUUAUUGAAGUGCAAUACAAUUGGACGACUGAAAAGCAU